Leptopilina boulardi is the source of this 8454-nucleotide messenger RNA. It is a transcript of the gene dsd, whose product is annotated as attractin-like protein 1. Gene Ontology annotation, cellular component: Golgi apparatus. The record is from RefSeq and is a predicted model, not a curated record. NCBI's taxonomy places the organism in Eukaryota, Metazoa, Arthropoda, Insecta, Hymenoptera, Figitidae. Bases 122 to 3973 code for a protein of 1283 amino acids. Gene Ontology annotation, molecular function: protein binding. The transcript has 12 exons.
CAUUGUUUCAGUCAGUCUCAGUCAAUUUUGGCCCGUUGGCCGCACUCUCGACGACGAGGUGCUGAGAGAGUCGUCUUUCGUCGCUAUCGGCCAUUGUCUUCUGACAUGGAAACCUAUCAAAAUGGCAGAAGUCAUGCAGAUGUUUUUGUUCCUAUUUAAAUCGAAAUACCGUCGGAAAAGUUUAUUACGCGUGCACAAGUGGAACAAUGUUUUACCCUGCGCAUUUUUAUGGCUAGUGAUAAUUUGGGCGUCGUUGUUACAUAGUGCUGUAAAUGCAACCUCAACGACUUCAGAUUCGCCCUGUGACCUCGACAGUUGUGUCAACGGGGCCUGUGUCAAUGGCAGUUGCAUUUGCCAUGAGGGAUGGCAAGGACCGGCCUGUCAAUAUUGCGGUGGCAAAGUCAGAUUGACGGAGCCUUCUGGAAGUAUUCAAGACGGAAUUGGUAAUUAUACGACGGAUGUGAAGUGCUCGUGGUUGAUUGAGAGUAAUCCAAAUUCCACGAUACGAAUGCAUAUUGAGGAAUUUGCAACGGAAUGUGGUUGGGACCAUUUAUACAUUUUCGACGGCGACAGUGUAGAGGCACCAUUGCUUGGUGUCUUUACUGGAUUGAUGCACAAGGAUGGCUACCACAUCCGGAGAGUACCGGAAGUGAUCGCUCGCUCCGGAAAUGCUCUUCUUCAUUUCUACUCAGACGUCGCAUACAAUAUGAGCGGCUUUAAUAUCACCUACAAAAUUAAUGCAUGUCCCAGCAGAUAUUCGCAUGCAGACUGUUCUGGACACGGAGUUUGCAUAGAGGGGGUGUGUACGUGUGAUGCCACGUGGACUGGGGAAGCCUGUGACGAGCAAGUCUGUCCCAACAAUUGUUCAGCUCACCAUGGUCAGGGCGAAUGCAAUCGAGAGAAGCACCACUGCGAAUGUGCUCGUGGAUUCAAAGGAUCAGACUGCAGUCAGAGAAGUGAGCGUGGUUACUGGGAAUCCAUCACGUAUAAGGAUUUUUCUCCUGAAGGCUCAGCGAGCCAUUGUGCGAUAGUUUGGAGGGAUUCGCUUUACGUGGUGGGUGGCGAAAGUUUUCAUCGGGCGAAAAUGAUCUAUGUCUAUGAUUUCAAUGGAAACGUUUGGGAAACACCUCACGUAGAGGGUAAACUUCCACUGCCUCGUUACGGUCAUUCCUGUGUUCUCUUUGGGGAUAAAAUCUACUUGUACGGUGGCGUCAUUCAAAACUCGACAGUGACCAACGAAUUGUGGGCGUUCGAUGUUUCUGCCAAGGUUUGGGAGAACGUCACCGUUCACGACGAAUGCAGCAAUCGUUCUAUGUGCGGACCACUCAAGGUCGCUGGACAUACAGCGAAUCUCGUUCAUGGAAAAACGGAGAAAAUGGUGAUAAUUUUUGGUCAUUCGCCACAAUAUGGAUAUUUGAAUACAGUUCAGGAAUAUCAUUUUGGAACGCGUGAAUGGCAAAUUGUUGAGACUUAUGGUUUCCCUGUGAAAGGUGGUUAUGGUCACAGUUCAGCACACGAUCCAUUGACAAAUCUCAUUUAUGUUUAUGGUGGAUGUAUCUCGGAAUCACAACUUUCGCAAACGCUAACGAGUCGAUUGUACUCUUAUAAUUAUAUGAGACAAGAAUGGAGAUUAUUGACUUCCGCUCCAUCGGCACGAUUCUUCCAUACCGGAGUUUUUAUCACCAGUGGAAUGAUGAUUGUCUUCGGUGGUAAUACGCACAAUGAUACACUACAUUCACAUGGAGCAAGAUGCUAUUCGGCUGAUACAAUUGCGUAUGAUGCUAUUUGCGAUUCAUGGCAUCAAUUUCCUAUGAAGUGGCAAGGCUCGCCUGAUAAGUGGGAAGAUUUACCAAAGGAAAUGGUCAAUCUUCCACGAUAUGGACACAGCUCGACGGUCUUUGAAAAGUCGAUGUAUAUUUACGGUGGUUUCGAUGGACAGAUGCUCUCCGAUAUGCUCAGAUACACACCUGGAACGUGUGAACAUUUGACCUAUCAAAAUUGUUUGAACGCGCGAAUUGGAGUGAAAUGUGUUUGGGAUAGAAAGGAUAGUAUAUGUGUGCCAAUCACAAAAAUUGAUAGACGUCGCGAUGAGACGUAUAUGAAAUGUUUUGAUGAAACACCAUCGCACGGAAUGACAUCGCUCAAGGAACUCUGUCGAUUACUCACUGAUUGUUCAGCAUGUGUUCAAACAUCCUAUAAUUGCGUUUGGUGCGGUAAAGUUUGUUCCCAUGAAAUUUGUCACAUGCGAAUACCGCCAGGACGCGCUGUCGUUACUGAAUUAGAUCAAUGCGAAGCGCAUACGGGAAUUGAGUGUCUUCAAUUUCACACGUGUCAAGCAUGCUCCAGUAAUCCUUAUUGCACUUGGUCCUGGUCCAAUGGACCCGAUCGAUGUAAACCCAUCGCCAAAAAUCGAGACCUAAUCGCCAUCAAUGUGACUCAGCCUCAACGAUUGACGAUGGACACGUGUCGCAGUCCAUGUGUGGAGUAUACAUCCUGUAGAAAUUGCACAGAAUCCGAAUGUAUUUGGUGUCAAAAUGAGGGAAAAUGCGUUGAUAGAAAUGCAUAUCCAGCGAGUUUUCCAUAUGGACAGUGUCGCGAAUGGACGACACUUGAUUCACGUUGUCGUGCAACUGAAACGGGAAAAGAAUGGUGUAGUUUCUAUUCAUCGUGCUCGAGUUGCAUCUCCGAUCCGGCUUGUGGUUGGUGUGAUGAUGGUUCGGGAACGGGAAAAGGCCGAUGUAUGAGUGGCGGAGCACGACACUGGAAUUCUGGAACAGACACAUGUGUCAACGAUCGGUGGUACUUCACCGAAUGUCCAACUUGCCAAUGUAACGGCCAUAGUACGUGUCUUCCAAACAGUAGCGUUUGCAUUCAACCUUGUGCUAAUUUAACGUAUGGAUCCCACUGUGAUAAAUGUAUCCCUGGAUAUUACGGGAGUCCUGUUAAUGGCGCAACUUGUCAACGUUGUUUUUGUAAUGGCCAAGCCAGUCAGUGCACCAGUGAAACGGGAAAAUGUUUCUGUACAACGAAAGGCAUUACUGGCGAUCAUUGUGAACGCUGUGAUGUGAGUGGUCUUUAUCAUGGAGAUCCUACAAAAGGAUCUUGUUUUUACGAUUUGGCGAUUGAUUAUCAAUUUACAUUUAAUCUUAGCAAGAAAGAAGAUCGACAUUACACAGCGAUUAACUUUAAAAAUUCGCCGCCUAAACCCGAUGUUGAUGCAGAAUUUACAAUAACAUGUUCUGUAUUCGCAAAAAUGAACAUUACAUUUAAAAAGAUCAAUAGUCCCGAAUUGCCACUAUUGCACACUAAUUGUUCAACGUACAAACAACGUUUCUAUAAAACUGAUUAUAAUUUUGGAAGUGAGGACAACAAUACACUUACCACUUUCUACGUAUACGUUUAUGACUUCCAACCACCAUUGUGGAUACAAAUUUCAUUCUCCCAAUAUUCGAAACUUAAUCUUCAACAAUUUUUCAUCACAUUUUCCACAGACUACAUGACUCCGCACAGGUGUUUUUUCGCUCUUCUGAUGGUGGCAGCAUUCCUUUGGAAAAUAAAACAAAAAUACGACUUGUAUCGAAGGAGACAGAGGCUUUUCGUUGAGAUGGAGCAAAUGGCAAGCAGAGCGUUCAGUCAAGUUUUGGUUGAAAUUGAAAAGCGCGACAGCAGCGAUUCUGAAACUGAUAGAAAUGAGGACGAAUUGAAUAAUUUGCGGAAAAAGAAAAAGGAUGCACCGAGUCCAAUUGCUUUGGAGCCAUGUUCUGGGAAUAGAGCAGCAGUUUUAUCAUUGCUAGUCAGAUUACCAACUGGUGGAGAGCCGUACACACCAGAGGGACAAAGUGCCGGUUUGGCUGUUGCAUCUGCGUUGGUCACAUUGGGCAGUCCUCGAAGACCAUCUCAAGAAUUGACCACGAAGGAGCCGAAAAAAUCGAGAAAAUCAGCCAGUCAACAUCCAGACUCCACGUGCAUUUAGCGGUAAAUUAAAUAAAAAAAAAAAUCAACAAAUAUAUUAAAACUCGCCAGGAUAAUCUUUAAUUAGGAGACUUUUUACAGUCUUUUCUCUUUAUAAAAUUAACUUGCGUCGAUGGAAAAGCUUACAUACAUUUUCUUUAUUAAAAAAAAAAGAAAACUUGUCGCUUAAGACUUUGGUGCCCUUUUUUAAUUAUGCCAGUUGUGUUCAUUUUUUUCUAUUUUUUUUUUCUCGUUUUGUUCAAAGUCCAGUUAGAAUUAAUUAAUCUUUUUUCCCUCCUUGUGUUCUGAUUUUAUUUGAGCGACAGUUACAAGAGCAGAUUAAUUUUCAAGCUUUGAAUUUCAAAUAUCGCUUUUAAGUUUUUUUUUAUAUAUAUAUUUAUACAUAUAUAUGUCUACGUUUUACAUCUAGAUGUAAUAUUUAGAAGUUUGUUUUUAAUUUUUUUUCCUCCAGAUAUAGUUUAUUAUAAAAUUAAUAAACUUAAUAAUGAACAGUAGUUUAUAAUGAAAUUAAUGAACAAUAAUAGUUUAUUAUGAAAUUAAUAAACUAAUAAUAUAAAUAAUAUUGAUUAAUAUUAAUUAAUAUUAGUUUAUAGUGAUGUAAAUAUUGCUAAUUUAAUUAAUAUGAAAUCAAUUUUGAUUCCAUCGAUGCGAGAAUUGUACAGAACUGUAUAUAGAAAAAAAAAGAUAUUAGAAUUUUGAAGAGAGCAAAAAAGAAAAGUGAAGCAUUUUUUCAUUGUUUCAUUUUGAAUGCGGGCUAAAGAAGUUUUUAAUGACGAACGUCCAGGCUGUGCUAAAUAAUUAUUCAUAGCAAAUAUUUAAGAAUUUUUGAUGAAUGAAAAAUAAAAUUAUUAAUUAUGGAAAUUAUUUUUAACAAGAAAAAUAUUGUUUCAUCGAUUGUUUUGGAAAAUAAUUUUCAAUUCAAUGAACGCUUCGGACGUUUAUCAUUAAUUUGACAAAUUUGUAAUGAAAUGGUUCCGAAAAAAAAAAUUCGAAAUUAAAAUUCUAUGGAACUUAUAAAAAGGAAUGAAGUCGUUGCAAUAAUAGUGAUAGUUUCGUCUAGAUUUUCACUUUAUAUCUUUCCAUUAUAAAAAAAACUUCGUCCUGAAUACGUUUUAAAUACUCAAAAAAAAAGCUUUUUAGGAAAUUUUCAAUUUACUAAUUUUAAUAUUGAAUUCCUUUUCGUUCUUCCCAUUGACAAUUUUUUAAUAUAUCUUAAAUUAUAAAAAAAAUCUUUACAUCUAUACUAUCUUUCUUAAUUUUGAGUUAAAUCCAUUGUUUUUUAAUGGAACUUUUUUUAUAGAAACAAAUUUUGAACUUUCUUUUUUUAGUGUAUGUAAUUAUAAUACACAGUGACUUUUUUUUAAAAAAACAGUAUUCGAGACACUUCAAUUUUUGUUUAUUAUAAUUCUUUUUUAAAGAAUAUUUUAUUUCAAUCAUUUAAAGAAUUAUUUAAAAUAAUUAAACUUUUAAAUUAGACUUUUGUUAGUCUCUUGACUGUAGCAAUAUAAUUGGAAAAUAUCCUUGACAUUCCAAUUUUAAAUGAAGGACUGAUUAAAGUUUAAAGAAUUCAUAAGAAAAAGUGGAGGAAAAAGAAACAUGUCAUAAAAGAAAGAUCAUAAUACAUUAAAUUAAUAAUUUUCACUUUGCAGUAGAAUUAUGCAAAGAAUCUCGAAUUUCUUAUUUUGUAAGGACGAAAUCGAACUCGAAUGUAGAUUUAAGAAUAGGACUAUGUACAAAAAGAUAAAAAAAAAACCUCGGUCUCGAUUUAAAAGAUAAAAAAAAGAAUGAUAUUUAAAAUUUCGAUACUCAUAGAAGAUUUUUGUAGUAAUAGAGAUGGCAGCCAGUUUUUCUAUAGGAAUGUAGAUGGGAAGUAUUUAUUUUUAUUCGAUACUUUGAUAUAAUAUACGAAUGAAGUAGAGCCAAGAAAUCGUGUUUCAAUAAAAAAAAAGAAAAAAAAGAAAAAAAACUCUUCGCUUCCCACGUAAAAUUUAUUAAUUACCGAUUGUAAUAACAUUUUUAUUGUAAAUAGUCGAAUAUAUAUUUCAAUUCGAACGAAUUCGUAUAUAUAUAUACAUUUUGCACAUUUUAGCAAGAAACAAAAAGAAACUAAUGAAAAAUUUAGUUUCUCGUCUGUAUAUAGAAGACAGUUUUUUUUUUAAUUGGAGAAGAGAAUUUUCUUUCUUCGAAAGUAUUUCCUAUUUUUCUCACACAUAUUCAUUGCUCUUCUCAUUAUUCAUUAAUUGGUAGCGAAUCAAAUAAAUAUUUAAGCAUUUUAAAAAAAUGUUUAACAUGUUUUUCAUGAUAAUUCAUCGACUGUAGGAUUAACCAUUUUUUUAUAUAAAAAAAAACUACAAGAAAAAAAAAAGAUAUGAAAAGCGAAAAGCCAAAAAAAAAUUUCAAUGCGUUUCGCUUUGUUUGUAAUGUAAUUUUUUAUUUUUAAGAAUAACACAUUCUUAAGACCGCUGUAUAUAUUAUAUAUAUAGGUAUGUUUGAAAAUUCAAAAUGCAGAUCAAUUAUGAGUCAUAAUUUGAGAAUUUUUGUAAUAAACAUUUUUUUUUUUUUUUGUAAUUUCGUUCGGAUCUUUUGCAAUAUUAAUUUCUAUAGAAAACUUUUUCAAUAUUGUAAAUAAGAUUCUAUAUCUUUUUAAAUGUUAUUAAAUUGUCUCUAUAUUUUUAAAGUAAAAGAAAAAUUCUUUUUCUUUAUGUUAAAAUUAAUUUUUUAUGAUAAUAAAUAUAAAUUAUUGUUGUAAAAAUUGGAAAAAAUUAUCACAGUUAUUAAAAUUAAUUUUAAUGACGAUCGGCCUAGAAAAUUUUUUUAAUUUUAUUUAAUGACUCAAAAUAUGAAAUGUAUUAAAUUAAAUUCAUACCAAGUUAAAGACAGAAACAAAAUUUGUAUUUUAGCUGAUAAAAUUUGAUUGUGCAAAUUUUAUGACUUGAUAUAGAACAAGUGAUUUAAACUGGAUUUUUGAAAAUUCAUUUCCUGCGCACAUACCGUCAUUUUUGAUAUUAUUUCAAUGUUAUUAGAAUGUCUAAUUUAUUUAUAUAUAUAAAUUUGUAAUGUAUUUUAUAAUUAUUAUAUCGAAUAUUAUUAUAUUCGAUGUAUAAAUUAUAUUCGAAAAUAGUCUAUAAAAAAAAAUUCCUUUUGUAAUGAAAGGUGCGAAAUUGAUUAAAAAAAAAAAAAGUAAGUCAUCGAAAUCGAAUUGUCAUUGAAUUAGAAUUAUAUUGUACAAUUCAUUGAAAUUCUAAAAUUAAUGAAAAGUAGAUUUUGUUUUUUUUUUAUAAAAAACAUUUCUUCAAAGUAAUGUUCUCUGUAUAUUUUACAUUAAGGCUCAUACCACAUCGGAUUAUAUAUUCAGCUUAUUCUAGUCUUAAUGAUGUUGCGAAUGCGAAUCCGAAAAAAUGUGUGACAAGAUUUAUAAAAAAAAAAGUAUAUAUAUAAUAUAUCGUAGGAAAGCGAUUUGCCGAAAGCAAUUUUUUCACUUGCUAUUAUAUAGAAAUUUACUAAAGUGACAGAAGAAAUUAUUAAUUUCUUCAAAAAAAAAAAAAAAACAAACAAACAAACAAAAAAAGGAAUAAAUUAAUUAAUAAUAAGAAAUUUUUCUUAAGAAUUCCUAAAAAUAGAAGUAGACUUUUCUAAAAGAUCUGUUGUAAAAAUUUAAUAUAAGCUUGAUCUAACUAAGGAAAUAUGUUUACAUUAUUACGUCACUAAACAAAUCAUUAAAAAAUUUUAAUCGUUUCGUUUUUCAAUUAAUAAACAUUUUUAAUUAAAAAAAAAUUUCAUAUUAAUAAAAAUAUUAAAACCCAUAAAAUUAUGAUUUUGUACAGAAACUUAUAAAAUCAAAUUAUAAAAAAGUUUAUACCUAUUUACAUAGUUUGGAAAUAAAUUUUAAAUUUAAAAAUAAAUUUUCAAUGUCAUUUUUUCGAUAUUGUAAAAUUUCAAAAUUUGACGAUUGGUAAUUUUAAUGACUCGAUUACUGACACGAUAAUGUAUCACACAUGCCCGGAAAUAUUUUUCAAUUCGAACAAAACUUUAGCUAGGAAACCAAAAUUUCGUUUUUACUUUUAUAAAUAUUAAAAAAAAAAAAAACUAUUAUUUUUGUUAGCAAUUCUUCUAUUUUGGACUUUACUUUUUUAAAAUUAUUUUUUAAAUUUGUUUCUAAAAUUUUUAAUUGUGAUAAUUAAAGUUUUUUUUCUCUUUUUUUAAAUAAUAAUAAUUGUAGUGUACCUUGUAAUUGUAAUAAGAAGGCAGCUCAAACAUUUAUAUAAGACUGGCAAAUGGCAUUUUCCUAAAAGAAAAAAAAAAGAGAGGAAAACGUAUUUCGAAAAAAAGAGUGAACAACACACAAUUGUAUUUUUAUGCUAAAAAAAAUAUCUACAUAGUCCACAUAUUGCGAAUGAGACUGAAUGCUGCGCGAAUGACAGAACAUGAAAUUGUAUUAUAAAACAAAUAUUGUUUAAAUAAAUUGAUAUACAUAAUGCGAAA